This is a messenger RNA of Stegostoma tigrinum, 1590 nucleotides long. RefSeq names its product HLA class II histocompatibility antigen, DRB1 beta chain-like. The transcript is spliced from 8 exons. NCBI's taxonomy places the organism in Eukaryota, Metazoa, Chordata, Chondrichthyes, Orectolobiformes, Stegostomatidae. The record is from RefSeq and is a predicted model, not a curated record. The coding region runs from base 49 to 1140 and encodes 363 amino acids. Gene Ontology annotation, biological process: immune response; cell surface receptor signaling pathway; negative regulation of T cell proliferation. Gene Ontology annotation, cellular component: external side of plasma membrane.
CUAAAGCGCGUAGCUGCACAGCGUGGUUAGAACAAACCAUCAUUAAUAAUGCCAGCGAGGAUGAUUUUUUUCUGCCUGACACUACUCGAGUUUAUUCUUGCUGCUGCGGACCACACUUGUUUUAGGGUUACUCAAAUACCUAAAAGAGCAGCUGCGAACAGACGGGAAGACAUUACCUUCUACUGUACAUUCUCAAUUUGUCAGCAAAGUUCAAAGCCAAAUGUAAUUUGGUGGAAGCAGGUUGGGAAUGAACGUGUUCAGAUUGAAGCCAGUGGUAGACAACAAUUUGGAUUUGAAAAUGAAGCAACAGCGUUCCUUAGCUUGCUGCGCGUUGAUAUCCAAGAUUCUGGACAUUAUCACUGCACGGUGAAUUACCAAGGAAUCGGUCAAAGAAGCGGAACCCCGUCCCAGCUAUUUGUGCGUGUUGCUCCAGUCCCACUGAAAAUUACGCCCAAGUUACAUGAAGAAAAUUCACUUGUGUCUUUGACCCUUCUGUGUGAAACAGCUGCAUUUUAUCCGGAGGAUUUCACCCUCGCCUGGUAUAAAAACGGCACGAAAACUACAGUCGGUAUAAAUACGAGCAAGGUGCAGAACAGUGAGGGACUGUAUGAAGUAUCCAGUUCUUUGUUUGAUCCUCAUCCUCCCUCAAAUAAUCUCAAGUAUACCUGUGAAAUAUCUCACAUCUCCCUCAAGACGCCUGCUGUUGUAACCCACAGUAUUUCCACAUUUGGCGGAUUCCAAAAAGAGGAGUGCAAUACUCCAGUCGUCUUAUGGGCCCUAAUUUCAAUCAUGGUGGGAUUUGCGCUGGUUGUGCUAAUGGCUGUAAUUGCAAAGCGGCAUGGACUUCGGUUUAACAAAAAUAAAGAAGAAUGCACAAGGCAACCGGAUGAUCGUGACAAAGUGGUUGCCGUGGCUCAAGAUGUGCAAUAUUCUGCAGUCCAUUUCAGCAGAGACAAAACAGCUUCAACACACACAUUUCAAACAGAGAGAAACAUGAAUAAUGAGGACCCACAAGACGCAAUCGGUAAUACGGUGACGUACACCACACUAAUGCUGAAUAGUUCAGUGAAGCCGGAGGUGUACCACAUUCCCAAAGAAGGCACAGAGUACGCUGCGUUGCAGACUGGAAGACGAAAAUGAACUGCCUGAUCUCUGACAAUGACAGGAUAUUAAACCAUAAGGAUAUCGACCAUCCACACCAGUAUAUUUGCAUGGAGAGGCUAAGGAAAUGUGUCAGGAUAUCUCACCAUGAAGGACAAAGAUGUCAGCAUAAGGCAUUGCUCAACAUUCACAUUGUUCAUUUCCCUUCACAGGAUUUCGUUUCCUUCCUGUCCCUACCACUAUGUCAAAGCGUUGUCCCUGGUUUCAUCAGAGGGAACUGGCCUCAGCAGUGGAAACUGUAGGUCUUGGACGUUUUGUAAGGAACGCUGGGAUUUCUGUGUCAGAAAUAAUGUUUUGAUUGCAAAUUUGAAUGUUAAAUAGCUCAAUCGUAAGGCAAUACAAAAUUAGAAAUUUUGUGCUUAACAUUUCCGCAUUUAUCCCAACUUUCACUGCAACACCAACAAAGAAUUGUUCUAUUUUUCGAUACAA